This is a messenger RNA of Chanos chanos (milkfish), 2451 nucleotides long. It is a transcript of the gene avil, whose product is annotated as advillin. The transcript is spliced from 19 exons. The record is from RefSeq and is a predicted model, not a curated record. Bases 1 to 2451 code for a protein of 816 amino acids. Gene Ontology annotation, cellular component: actin cytoskeleton; cytoplasm. Gene Ontology annotation, biological process: cytoskeleton organization; actin polymerization or depolymerization; actin filament severing. NCBI's taxonomy places the organism in Eukaryota, Metazoa, Chordata, Actinopteri, Gonorynchiformes, Chanidae. Gene Ontology annotation, molecular function: phosphatidylinositol-4,5-bisphosphate binding; actin filament binding.
AUGGAGUACACGUUCAGAGCUGUCACACGCUCUCCGGGCAUUUUAAUUUGGAGAAUUGAGAAAAUGGAACUAGUCCUGGUCCCCGAAAAAUCUCAUGGAAACUUCUAUGAAGGCGACUGCUACCUUGUGCUCUACACUCAGAAAGUGGGCGGGUCCACGUCUUAUGACAUCCAUUACUGGAUUGGCUCACAGUCCUCUCAGGAUGAGCAGGGGGCGGCAGCUGUCUACACUGUCCAGCUGGAUGAGUUCCUGGGCUCCAGCCCUGUCCAGCGCCGGGAAGUUCAGCACCACGAGUCUGAUGCCUUCUGUGGUUACUUCAAACAGGGUAUUGUCUAUAAGAAAGGAGGAGUGGCCACGGGAAUGAAGCAUGUGGAGACAAAUUCUUAUGAUGUCCAGAGACUCCUCCAUGUGAAAGGGAGCAGGAGAGUGACUGCCAAAGAGGUGGAGAUGAGCUGGAAAAGCUUCAACACUGGAGACGUCUUUCUGCUGGACAUUGGUAAAACCAUCAUCCAGUGGAAUGGGCCUGAAAGCAACAGGAAAGAACGCAUGAAGGGCAUGCUUCUGGCAAAAGAUAUCCGUGACAGAGAGAGAGGGGGGAGGACAGAAAUCGGAGUGAUAGAGGGAGACGCAGAAAAGGACUCGCCCCUCCUAAUGGAAGCACUGACCGGUAUCCUUGGCAACCGGCCCACCAAACUGCCCAGUGGGAUGUCCGACGAGGUGGCAGACCAGGAACAGAUGAGCCAGCUUACUCUGUACCAUGUGUCUGAUGCCGACGGAACAAUGAAGGUCACAGAGGUUGCCACAAGACCACUGGUGCAGGAUUUAUUAAACCAUGAUGACUGUUACUUCCUGGACCAAGGAGGAGUGAAAGUGUUUGUGUGGAAAGGAAAGAGAGCCAACAAGGCAGAGAGACAAGCAGCUAUGGCUCGAGCAUUGGAGUUUAUUAAGUUGAAGGGAUACCCUCACACCACUAAUGUGGAGACAGUGAAUGAUGGAGCAGAAUCUGCCCUCUUUAAACAACUCUUCCAGAGUUGGACUGUCAAAGACCAGACAGUAGGCCUGGGCAAAACACACACUGUGGGGAGAGUAGCAAAAGUCUCACAAGAGAAGUUUGAUGCUGCCAGGAUGCACGUGAUGCCUGCAGUAGCAGCGCAGGAGCGAAUGGUGGAUGAUGGCUCUGGACAAGUGGAGGUGUGGCGAAUUGAGAAUUUGGAGCUGGUUGCUGUGGAGCCCAAAUGGCAUGGUUACUUCUAUGGAGGGGAUUGCUACCUAGUCCUUUACACCUAUGAAGUGCAUGGCAAGAAGAGCUAUCUCCUGUACAUGUGGCAGGGUCGCCAUGCUUCCCAGGAUGAAUUAGCAGCCUCUGCAUUCCAGGCAGUGAAUCUAGACCAGAAGUAUAAUGGUCAACCUGUCCAAGUACGAGUGACCAUGGGAAAAGAACCACGCCACUUUAUGGCCAUGUUUAAGGGCAAGAUGGUCAUCUUUGAGGGGGGCACCUCACGGAAAGGGGCUUCAGACCCGGAGCCCCCAGUUCGCCUGUUCCAGGUCCGAGGCACUGACUCAUCCAACACUAAAGCCACUGAGGUGCCUGCUUUAGCUGCUUCUCUCAACUCCAAUGACGUCUUCAUCCUGAAGAGCCAAACAGGCGUUUACCUGUGGUGCGGCAAAGGUUCCAGUGGGGAUGAGAGAGCUAUGGCUAAAGAAGUGAGUGCUAUCUUUGGUAAAGGCUCUGAGGAGAUUGUGGCAGAGGGUCAGGAACCUAUUGAAUUCUGGGAUCUAAUGGGUGGGAAGACCCCAUAUGCAAAUGACAAGAGACUACAACAGGUUGUAAUAGAUCAUGAACCACGCCUCUUCGAGUGCUCCAAUAAGACUGGCCGAUUUAUUGUUACCGAAGUGACACAGUUCACUCAGGACGACCUCAACGAGGAUGAUGUGAUGCUUUUGGACACAUGGGAUCAAGUCUUCAUUUGGGUAGGAAACCAGGCCAAUGAGGUUGAACGAAAGGAAUCUGUGGUCACCUGUCAGGAAUAUCUGCGGACACAUCCAGGAAACCGAGACCCAGCAACACCCAUUCUGAUGGUGAAGCAAGGUUUUGAGCCUCCCACAUUCACUGGGUGGUUUACUGCCUGGGACCCAACCAAAUGGAGUGAGGGAAAGACCUAUGAACAGCUGAAGAGAGAGUUGGGAGAAGUUGCGUCAGUCACAAGAGUUCAACCAGCUCCUCAGAAUGAUGAUCAAUCAGAGAUCAGCAGGACAUAUCAGCCUUUUCCUCCUGAGCAGUUGGUUAACAAACAAGCAGAGGAGCUUCCGGAAGGUGUGGAUCCCGCUCACAGAGAGAAACAUCUCUCAGACUCUGAUUUCCAAACCAUAUUUGAAAUGCCCAAAGACCAGUUUGCCAGCUUACCCCAGUGGAAACAAUGGAGCUUGAAGAAAGCAAAGGGUUUGUUUUGA